Closterium sp. Yama58-4 is the source of this 5676-nucleotide messenger RNA. NCBI's taxonomy places the organism in Eukaryota, Viridiplantae, Streptophyta, Zygnematophyceae, Desmidiales, Closteriaceae. The record is from the annotation of a GenBank genome assembly.
AUGUCUCCCGCGCCUCCAUCGUGGGCGGACGCCCCCAAACCUUCCCAUUGCUCCGCGCCCGCGCCAUCCUCCACUCACCGCAGCGGCUCCGCCCCCACUCGCGGCGUCAUGGCUCAAGUCGGAACCGCGUCCUCUCCGCUUCCCCCUCCUGCCGUCGCCGCAACUGCGCCAUCUGCCGCGGCAAGCGCGGAUCUUAAGGUCGCCGGCGGGCCCGCAGCCGCCGGCUCAUCCGCCGAUCCCGCCGCUUCCGCCUCAGCCGGCGGCGCAAGCGGAAGCGCUGAGAUGCGGAGCGCAAGCGACCAGCCGAAAACGCCGCAGGAGCUUCCCGGGCCGGGCUCCGCCACUUGCAGCGGAACCGGACGCGGCAGCGGGGGUUGCGGCAGCACUACUCUGGAACCAUGCGCACCCGACGAUGACGCGGAUGGCGAGCAGGCGGGUUCCGCGGAGGUCUUGCGGCCGUCUGCGCUGUUCGAUAUGAGUGCGCGGGGCGCAUCGUCCGCGACCGGCGCGACCGGCGUGGCGGGCGGAGGGCAGGCGGGGCUUGAAUGGGAGGCCACGGGGCUCAGCCACAAGCGCGCGCUGUCGGAAGGCGGGAACUUUAUGGCGGCCGGCGCCGCGGCGUCCGCGGCUGUUGCCGCCGGCGAUCUCUCCGAUAUGAAGCGCCUCCGACGGUUCGUCUCCGCGACGCGUCCCCCGCUCCGCGCGGACGCUUCCCCGCAGUUGCAGGCUACCUAUGGCGCAUCGCUGGGCUCCGCCGUGGACGGUGCGCCGCGCGCAAUGUCGGUGGAUGGCAAGUCGAUUAACGGGGGAUCCGCGACUGGCACGCCUGGCGGGAGCACUGCGACGACUGGUGGUGGCGACGUCGACGUGGACGUCGCAGGGGUGACGACGACGGCGACGGCGACGGCGACGGCGGCGAAUCUCUCCGCCAGCGCGUCCACGUCAGCGGUAUCAGCGCUGCGGCGCGUGGACGGGAGACAUCCGGGGCUUGGAUCAUCCGCGUCGCCCAUCCAUCGCGCCGCGGGCGCGUAUCAAGAAACCGCAUCCGAGGGUCUUCCGCGCGCGGCGGGGAAGGCUCCUCCGUCCGCUGAUAUGCGCAAUCUCUGCAACAUGCUCGGCCUCGACGCCACCACCCCGUCACUUCCCUCCGCCGCGUCCGUCCCCCCUGCGCCUGCGGAGAUCCCCCCUGCACCCUUCCCCCUGCCUCCCGCGGGCCCCUCUGCCCACAGCCAGCGGCGCAGCAAUAGCCCCCUCCAACCCGCCUCCCUGCGCAAGCACCUCACUCUGCCCAACCACUCCGUGCCGAGCCUGCUGGCGAAGCUGCGGCGCAGGCACGGACACGGGCACAGCUCGGCAGGGGGAUCUCCUGGCGCGCACUCGGGGGGCUCCGCCACUCCGCCCCUCGGGAGCUCCGCCGCGUCCGUGCGCCAGCUGAUGAAGGCGCUCGGCCUUCCCCCCGUGCCCUCGCCGCCACAGCCCUCCCUGCUUCACGCCGCAGGCGCGUCGCCCACCGCUCUCCACCGCAACGCACCGGGCGCGACCGCUGCGUCACUGCCCAACGCGACGGCGCUGAGCAGCGUGGUGGGCGGGCUGCAAGCGCAGCUGCACGCGAAGCAGCGGCGGCACCUGCACACGCAGCAGCAGCGCGCGGACCCCUCCGCGCUCACAGCAGCAGGCAGCGGCGCGGGCGCGUUCGGGUUCCCCACUUCUGUGGACGGGCUGUUUGACUGGAUCUCCCAGCCUGUCGGCUCCGAUUCCCCCGCGUUCCACGCCGACGCCUUUGCAGCGUGCGUGGGUGGCGACGCGAGUAUGGAUCCCGCUGCAUUCUCCGCUUCCGCUUCUGCUGCUUCCGCGUCUGCUUCCACUGCGGCUGCAGGGGAAGGCGGGCGAGGCCGCGCGGGCACGGACUCAUGGAGGAGCGCGGUCGGUGCUGGCUUGUGGAUCGGCCCGAGCCCUUCUGAAUCUGGGGGAGCGCUCACAGCCGGGCUUUCUGGGGGUCUCUGCCUGUCGUCCGCUGAUGGCAGGGUCCUCGUGGGCGGUGGGCACUCGGCAAGCACCAUGCGCUCUGUUUCUCCAGCUCUCGCUGCUACAGCCGCCAGUGGCGGUGGUAACGUCACUGGCGGCACGAAUGCUGCAGCGGAGGCGUUCAACCUGUCAGUGGUGCGGCAGAGCUACUUGGAGUCGCUCAAGGAUGUCUCGGGCGUGCCGGGCAUGUUGGGUGCGCCGGGCAUGGCAGACAUAGCGGACCUGCUCACGGGGACAGCGCCUCCCUGCAAGCCUAAAGACGCCUUUUCGUAUCCCUCUCCUGACGCCGCCAAUGCUGCCCCCAUGGGGCUUGAGGAGGUGAGGAUAGGGAUAUAUAGUGAUGACCGGUUGCGGUGCGCGUGGUGCGGCGCGCAGGUGACGAAGAAGGAGAAGUUCGAGGGGGAGCUGAAGAAGGAGCUCAAGCGCCUCCAACGUGUGAGGGACCAGAUCCGGUCAUGGCUGUCGACGAGCGAGGCCAAGGCGCACUUGGAGGAGCUGGAGGCGGCGCGGCGGCAGAUAGAGGUGGAGAUGGAGCGGUUCAAGCAGUGCGAGAAGGCCAGCAAGAUCAAGGCCUUCUCCAAGGAAGGCCUCGUGCAGCAGCCCCGGAAGGAUCCGUCUGAGAAGGCGAAAGUGGAGGCAGCAGCGUUUCUGAAGAAGUCAAUGGAUUCUCUGCAGGUGCAGAUCGAUGAGUACGAGGCCGAGAUCGAAACCAUCUCAGGUGGCAAGACGGGCAAGAAGCUGAACGCUAAGGUGCUGGAGCUGGAAGGCCAUGUCACCAAGCAUGGCUGGCACAAGACCAAGUUGGAUCAGGUGCUGCGGCUGCUGGAGAACGAGGAGAUAUCGCCUGAGGACGUGGAUGCACUCAAGGAGAGCAUCUCCUGGUACCUCGACAUGCACCAGGACGAGGACUACAUGGCAGACGAUGCACUGUACGACGACAUGCCCUUCCACAAGCUAUUUGGCAAACUCGCUGACGACUCUGCUGCAUUCUCCACCAGCUCCCGCACACCCACGGCAUCUAUGAGUCCACACACCACGGCCUCCUCCUCGCCGUUCUCUUCCACCCACGACUCCCCGCCCAAGGAGCUCGGCAGCCCUCAAAUCGGAAAACUGAAAGCGCGACUACCAUCCACCCUGUCGAGCCCACGCAAGGACCCCAGGCUCGACACGUCCCCCCUCUCCCCGUCCCCCCUCUCCCCCUCCCCGUCCUCAUCCCUCCUCGCCUCCUCGCCCCUCAAGCCAUUCUCACCACUGCCCACCGUGUUUGAACCUGCUACCACAGCCGCUGCUGCCACCGGCAGCCCUCUCUCGCGUGUCUCUGCUGCUCCAGAGCGCCACCUCUCAGCGUCGUUCCGACCCCAGCACCGCAAGGGGCUGGACCAAGCGGGUGGUGCAGAGGGGGAGGCGAAGGGGAAAGGCAGGGCGGAGGGGGAGGUGGGCGGGGAGAGGGAGCGGCGGGAAGGGGGAGUGGCGGGGCGAGGCGGGGGCAAGGGUGGGGGCGGUGGGGGAGGGAAGGGGGCUGGUGGGGAGGCGGGGUGGGAUGAGAAGGGUGCUGCACAGUCGUCGACGCUGUCAAUCCAGUUGGGGGAUGAGGAAGGCGCGGAGGGAGGAGUGAAGCACAAGGGUGGAGCGCAGACCAAAGAACCAUCCAUUGCAAAGGCAGUCCAGGCGGACAAACCAGCAGUGCUGCUGGAAGAAGGGGAGGGGAAGGAAGCUUCCACGAGCGCACGGGACGCAGGGAGAAGGAAGGCAGGGAGAGCAGGGGCUGAGAGUAGUGCAGUGCAGGAGAAGACUAGCAGCAGCGCUGGUAGUGUUCUUGGUAAGGUAGGCAGCACCGGUGGUGGGAGUAGUCUGGUGGGGAAGGGCGCAGAGAAGGCACCGGCGAGUGCGGGUGGGGAGAGGGAGGAGCGGAGGGAGAAGGAGGCGGGAGGGGCGGCAGGGAGGGUGGAUAUGGGGGGGAGCAUUGCGGGUGGUGGGGCAGAGGGUGGAGCGGAGGGCAGUGGCAGUAGCGCUCAUGCGCGCACCCAGGAUGCCUCUGCGCUCCCCUCGGAGCUGCUUCUGUCCCGCCCUGCAUCUGCUGGUCCAUCCAGCCCCGUGGCAGCUGAAGGCAAGCAGUCGUCACUGCUGAUGCGGCGAGCAGCCUCUGCAAUCACAGUGGACCUACCUUCCCUCCCUGACAACCUAGACGCUCUUGCUUCUCAACCCCCACCCCCCCUCAUGGAGAGUGGUGGCACUGGGCUUGCUGCGCAUCUCCCCACCACGCCCCCCGUGCUUCCCCCACCAGUGGCAGCGCCUGGGGGAACGCUCCCCCUCCAGGGCGGCCCAGGGGCCAGGUGGGGAGCUGGGGCAGGUGGGGCGGGUUUCCCCGGGACCUUGGAUGGGAGGCAGCAGGGGGCAGGGGCAGCAGGCGGAGCAGGGGGAACAGGGGGAGCAGGGGGAGCAGGCGGAGCAGGGGGAAUAGGGGGAGCAGGGGGAGCAGGCGGAGCAGGGGGAAUAGGGGGAGCAGGGGGAGCAGGCGCAGCAGGGGGAAUAGGGGGAGCAGGGGGAGCAGGGGGAGGCGGGGCAGGGCAGCAUGGAGUGCCGAUGCUGGGGAGUGGGCUGGCGCCACCUGUGCUACAGGGAAGAAUGGCUGGGGAGAUGAGCCAGAAUGACGCUCAGGCAGGGGCAUGGCAGCGGGCGCCUGCAGACAUGCCUGGUGCGCUGCAGCAGAUGCCUCCCAACCUCUCCCGAGUGCUCAUGCAGAAGCUGCAGCACCAGCACCUCAUGCAGCAGCAUGCUGCAAUGCCGUUGCUCGCUCAGCAGCAACAGCAGGUGCAGCAGGCGCAGCAGGUGCAGCAAGUGCAGCAGCAGCAGCAGGCGCUGUUACGGCAGUUGCCGGGGCACCCGGGGGCACAGGGAGGUGUGCUGCCGUCCCUGCAGCAGAGCCUGCUGGCUCAGCAGGCGCAGCAGAUGGCUCUCGCCUCUCACAAGCUGCAGCAGCAGCAGCAGCAGCAGCAGCAGCAGGAGAGGGCGCAAGCGCAGCAGAUGUUCCAGUCGUCUCAGCUGGUGCAACCACAGCUGCCAUGUGUGCUGGAAUCUCAUUUCUGCGCUGUGCUGUGUGUUCCCCAUUUUUACCCAUGGGUGCUUGCUGCAGCAUGGGGAGUGGAGCGGCGGCGGGAGGAGGAGCGCAGUGCGCUGCAGUGUGGGUUCCAGCACAUGCGCGACCAUGGCAUGGACGACCGCGUGCUCCGCACCAGUGCACCGAGUGCGGUGGUGAGGCCGGGGCGGCCGUGUGAGGUGCCGGCCAUGUGGCCGCACAAGCCCAUCGCACCGGAGCAUGCGCGCGCGCUCUUUGAGCGCCUUGGCAUGGACGCACUCUUCUUCGCCUUCUACUUCCAACAGAGCACGUACAUGCAGUACCUGGCAGCGAGGGAGCUGAAGAAGCAGUCAUGGCGCUUCCACAAGGGCUACAACACCUGGUUCCAGCGCCACGUCACCCCGCCCGUGAUAACGGAGGAGUACGAGAGGGGCGGCUAUGUGUACUUUGACUUCCACCUGCACGCCCCCCACCCCUCCGAUGCACAGCCCGCUGCCUCCACUGGCUGGUGUCAGCGGGUGAAGGACGACUUUAUGUUUGAGUACCAGCAUCUGGAGGACGAGCUGGACGCGUGA